UCGGACCCGAUUAAAUCGGCCCGGCUUCGCGAUUCGACGCCAUGGAUGGCCUGAACUUGAUCGGCAGCAAGAUACUGGCCAGCAACGACGCCCUCAGCUUUUACACCGAGCGGGCACGCAUCGAUGACCGUUACGUGCGCUGGGCCGCGCCGGGGAAUGAGCCCUUCCUGCAGCGCUUGACGCGACGAGGCUCCAGGUACGUGGCGCGGGGCUUUCCGCACUCGAAGCACAACAAGUCCGAGGAGAUGUGGUCCACCUUCCGCGAGGGCCACGCGAGCUGCCAGUGGCAAGGAACCACCCGGGUCACCAUGGAGGAGGGGUUUCAGCCCCUGGUGCCGGACGCCGAGCGCAAGGCACCGAAGCCAGCCACGCCCAGAAAAGCUCGGAUAGACCUUGCGGCUCCCUCGUGCAUAACGACCUCUUCGAGAGGCAGCACGCGGGCAAGUCCUGCCGAAAGUGCAGCAGGAGAAGGAGACGUGGCAUCUGACCUCGCGCCCAGUGCCAAGUCGGGGUCCAGUCUCUCCCAGUGCACUUACGUACGUCGACUCGAAACUCUGCGCCGAGUGUCCGAGCGGCCGCCAGUGGCUGGACCGGUGAAAAGCCUGGAGUGGGACAUGUUCACAGCCCAGCGGCGUGGGACCUUCGAGGGGGAGCCCACAGGUCAGCGGGCGAUACACCCCACCAUCAUCCCAGGAGCCAAGCCGGAGAGGCGAAAGCGGAAAGAAGACAGCGAGCAGUGACUCACUUGGUGUCCUUUUUGGUUGUUUUGCUAGA
Molecule: messenger RNA, 774 nt
Organism: Effrenium voratum
Lineage: Eukaryota; Dinophyceae; Suessiales; Symbiodiniaceae
Source: the annotation of a GenBank genome assembly